AUGAGCGCAGCCUCAGAUCCGUCUCAUGUACGGAACAUCACCGUCACCGGCCAUGUCGAUCAUGGCAAGACUACUUUUGUCGACUCUCUUCUGGCGGCGAACAACAUAAUAUCUGCUCGUAUGGCUGGCAAAAUACGGUUCCUGGACAGUAGAGAAGAUGAACAAGAGAGGGGCAUCACUAUGGAGAGCAGUGCUGUAUCUUUGCGCUUCCAAGUCUUGAGAAGAAAUGCGACCGGUAAUGACUUUCUAGAGAGUUUCGUUAUCAACCUCAUCGAUACUCCUGGCCAUGUGGACUUUUCGAUCGAGGUGUCAACCGCCUCUCGCCUAUGCGAUGGCGCCCUUGUCCUUGUGGAUGCAGUGGAAGGAGUCUGCACACAAACAAUUUCUGUGCUCCGACAGGCUUGGCAAGACCGGCUCCGGCCCAUUCUCGUGAUCAACAAGAUUGAUCGCUUGAUAACCGAACUUCAGCUCUCCCCUAUAGAAGCCCAUCAUCACCUAAGCCAAGUUGUAGAGCAAGUAAACGCUGUAAUGGGAAGCUUCUUCGCGUCCGAACGCAUGGAGGAUGACCUGCGUUGGCGUGAAGAGCGUGAGAAGCGUCUACAGAUGAGGAAGGAAAAGGAAAGCGGCUUGGAAGAUGCAGCAGGAGAUGAGAUAGUUUUUCACGAGUUCCAGGAAAGGGACGAUGAAGAUAUCUACUUCACCCCCGAACGUGGAAAUGUCAUAUUCGCUUCAGCAAUCGAUGCCUGGGCGUUCCGCAUUGGUACAUUCUCUAGGCUAUACGCGGAUAAGCUUGGUAUCAAGGAAGAAAGUCUUAGGCGAACACUUUGGGGUGACUUCUUUCUAGAUCCGAAAACCAAAAGAGUGGUUGGCCGUAAAGGCUUGAAGGGUAGAAAUCUCAAGCCCAUGUUUGUUCAGUUUGUACUUGAGAACAUCUGGGCCGUCUAUCAUAACGUUGUCAUCACCCCGAACCAAGAUAAGGUUAAUAAGAUCGUCUCUACGCUCAACCUCAAAAUUCAGCCACGCGACCUCAACUCCAAAGAUUCGCGGCAUCUGCUUUCUGUGAUCUUCUCCAAGUGGCUCUCUUUAGCUUCAUGCACAUUCCAAGCUGUUGUGGACGUGAUCCCACCCCCAUCCGUAGCCCAGAGGACGAGGCUCCCGAAGGUGCUCUACCCGGAUCUACACGAGCAGGCCGUGAAUGCGAAAACAAGGCUGGAAGAAAACCUGUACUCUUGCGACGCCAGCGACGGCGCCUCUGUUGUUGCGUACGUCAGCAAAAUGUUUGCGGUGCCGAGCAAAGAAUUGCCGGAAAACAAGCAGCGUGGGCUGACUGCAGAAGAAAUGCGUCAACGGGGACGAGAUGCUCGUGUUCGGCGAUCUCAGGUUGAAGAGGGCUCAUUGGAAGAUAGGGCCAUUGCUGUUCGUGAAGACUCCGUCGAGCCAUCCGGGGAAACUGUAUCGAAAAAUCCAUCCGCGGUCGUGGAGAAUGACAACACCGAAGCCCUUCUUGGUUUCGCCAGAAUUUACUCCGGCACCAUGAAACAAGGAACGCAUAUGUACUGUGUGCUCCCACGAUACGACGCGUCGCUUGGGCCAAGACAUGCCAGUAACAUCAAGCAUCUGCAAGUCAUCCAAGUAACCACACUUUACACAAUAAUGGGACGUGACCUUGUUCCUGUACAAGCCGUUCCUGCUGGAAAUGUAUUUGCAAUUGGUGGACUUGGAGGUGUGGUGCUUCGAAACGCUACAUUAUGCAGUCCCAAUGGAGCCAGUAUACACAGCGAAGACUCGAUUGCCUCGAAUGAAGUAGAAAGCGAUUGCCUCGUCAAUUUAUCUUCAACAGGUUACCAGGCGGCUCCGAUUGUGCGUGUCGCAUUGGAACCCGCAGAACCGGCAAAUAUGCCGAAGUUAAUCAGAGGGCUCCGCCUUCUGUCACAAGCUGACCCAUGCGUGGAGACUUUCCAGCAGCAAACUGGCGAGUAUGUCAUCAUCACGGCUGGCGAACUCCAUCUUGAGCGAUGCUUGAAAGACUUGCGCGAGAGGUUCGCAAAAAUCGACAUCCAAGCAUCCAAGCCGAUUGUACCCUUCCGUGAGACGGCUAUCAGGGUUGCCGAAAUGGCGCCACCGAAAAGCCAGGACUUGCCCAGAGGGACCGUGAAAGGGAGCUCUACCCAGGGACUGGUCACUUUCAGCAUCAGAGCAAGGCCGCUUCCAUCUUCCGUCAUCUCUUUCUUACAGUCCAAUGUCCAUGUUAUCCAAGAGAUACAAGGGGGUCGGGGUAUGCAACGGGUCACGUCGAAUGUACGUACAAGGGUAGAAGGUGUCCUGGCCAUGGAGGAAGAUGUACUCGGAGAAGAAACUGAAAACCGUCCAACCGUCCAACCCCAAGGUUUCUGGACAGAACUGGAAGAGCUCCUAACCGCCGCUGGACCAGACUGGUCAAAGAUCGCAGAUCAGAUAUGGGCGUUUGGACCCAAGAGGAUAGGCAGCUGCAUGUUGAUAGACCAAACUGGUGGUUCUUUCCGAUCCCUUCGAAGGCGAACGAGCACAGAGACAAGAGAAAGUGGGGUCGAGGUGUCGGCUGAGCAACCUAAUUUUGUGUCAGACUCGAAUGCACUGUCUCUUCACAGUCCCGUAUACUUCGACGCGGCUGUUGAAACAGGAUUUCAGAUAGCCACCUUCCAGGGGCCGCUCUGUGCGGAGCCUGUUGUGGGAAUGGCGUACUUCGUACAAAAUUUGAACUACGACCUGGCUGUUCUAGAAAUGGAGGAAAAUCGGAUCAGAUUACCUCAGAUCACGGGCAGUGUCAUCACUGGGGUACGAGAAGCGUGUCGUGCUGGCAUGGUAGAUUGGAGCCCCCGGCUUAUGAUGGCUAUGUACGCAUGCGAUAUACAAGCUUCGACCGAUGUCCUUGGUAAGGUUUACGGUGUUAUUUCUAGGCGAAGAGGUCGAAUCGUUGCGGAGGAGAUGAAGGAGGGAACAAGCUUCUUCACGAUCAGAGCUCUUCUUCCCGUGGUGGAAAGCUUCGGAUUUGCGGACGACAUCCGAAAACGAACCAGUGGCGCCGCUAGCCCACAGUUGAUUUUCAACGGAUAUGAGAUACUAGACCAAGAUCCAUUCUGGGUGCCAACAACAGAAGAAGAGCUGGAGGAUCUUGGCGAAAAGGCGGACAGGAUCAACAUCGCCAAAAUGUAUAUGGACGCUGUGCGUGAAAGGAAAGGUCUGAGUGUGGAUAAGAAAAUAGUUGAGUUCGCGGAGAAGCAGCGGACAUUGAAACGCUAG
Molecule: messenger RNA, 3279 nt
Organism: Dacryopinax primogenitus
Lineage: Eukaryota; Fungi; Basidiomycota; Dacrymycetes; Dacrymycetales; Dacrymycetaceae
Product: translation elongation factor 2
Exons: 9
Coding region: 1-3279 (1092 amino acids)
Biological process (GO): cytosolic ribosome assembly
Cellular component (GO): ribonucleoprotein complex; cytosol
Molecular function (GO): ribosome binding; GTP binding; GTPase activity
Source: RefSeq, a predicted model, not a curated record